AUGGCGGUAUCGAUACCCUUUGGCGUUGAAUGUAAGUCCAGAACGAAAUCGGUCGAUGGAGAAUUGAAGAACUCGCAUAGAUUUUCCGCCUCCUCUCAACCUCCUCUCAUACAGCUUUUAUCAAGGAGACGUAGAAUUCGGGACGUCUGGGCCUUGAGUUUAUUUCAGCCUCUUGACGGUCAUAUACUUUUCACGGUGGGCAUGGGACAAAGAAAGCUCACGGUGUUGGUGUCUCACUCAGUCCCCUCUAUGGAGAAGAAUCUCGACAGCCCGAUGAUGCGACCUCAAUGUGAAGCAGAACUCAUAGAGGGACUUACAAGUCCAUCCUCUCAAACCCAGAAACCGCCCAACGACGCCCUUGCGAGUUCCUUCGACGGAAACAAACCUGUUAAAGCCAUGGCCCUACUCAAAGUAGGCAAAUUUCUUGGAUCCGGCGCAUUUGGGCGGGUUUAUCAUGCAAUUCGCACAGAUGAAAGCACUCAGCCCGCACUUGCUUUAAAGAAGUCACGAACGUCCAUGAGGGUCAAGCGGCCACCUCUGAAACAUGAAGCACGGGUCCUGCAGCUCCUCGGAGGCCAUCCUGCGAUCCCAAGCGUCUAUGGCUAUGGCCGAUUCCGACAUUUUGAGUAUCUUGCCAUGGAACUUCUUGCAUCGAGCCUGGAAGACCUUCACAAGGACCAUGCCCUUCCUCUCAAGGCUGUAUUUUUCAUCGCUAAUCAGAUGCUGUCCGCCCUAGGCCACAUCCACGCACAUGGAAUAAUUCACCGAGACAUCAAGCCAGGUAACAUCCUCAUCGAUUUCAACAAUCAACUUCGUCUCAUCGAUUUCGGGAUUGCGCAACGAUUUAAGCCUGGCGAUUCCAUCCGGCACAACCCCCCCAUUGAAGCCCACUGGGUUGUGGGAACUCUGGAUUGGGCCAGUUUGCUUGCUCACCACGGCUACGGUUUCAGUCCUCUUGACGACUUGGAAUCUUUGGCAUAUGUCCUGCUAUUUUUUUUGCGAGGCGACCUUCCUUGGGGACGUCAUUCACAUAGUCGUCACGGAACUCUCGCUGGAAGGGCAGCUCAAGUCCGACAGAAAAAGAUAACUUGGACUGGCUCAAUGUUAGCUGGAAGCCACCCAGCCUCUUUCGGUGACCUUCUGGAUUCCGUUCGUAGCCUCUCAUAUCACGACAACUUCGAUUACGAUGGCUGGCGUUUGAAGUUCCGAAAAAUAGCCUGUGAUCAUGGAUACAGCAUUACCGAUGACAUAGACUGGACUGUCCCGGGGAACGCGAAAAUAAUCCCACCUACCCCGACACCCAGCUCAACGAUCCCUCCUUGCGUUGUCCGCCCGGGACAGCUUGUAUAUGUGCAAGUCCUCUCCAAGAUCACCAUUGAAGGACACAGUUGUCAAGCUGAUGCUUCUUAUUGGCAUGGCCCAGACCUCUCAGGUGACUAUUGGAUGACUAAAAGGAGGCCUGCCAUCGUCCUUCAAACAUUGUUGAAGUACAAGGAGUACCACGUGAUUAAGGUCGUCCCUAUCAAGCUGGGACCUCGAGCUCCAGGGAGCAGUGCCAUGAGACUAACCAAGAAGGGAUCUGCUACGGACGCCUGCUCUGUACCAGGUUGGCCCUUGGAUGACGCGGUUUGUUAUGUUUUCCCGCGUUCGGAAACCUUUGCUUCAGUCCCCCAGGCAACACCAGUACCCCUACAUUGGAGAAUGAAACCAAAAGACGUAAAAUCGCUUUUGGAUAAAUUUGACCACGAGCCAGACAAAAAUCUACCAGUCCCUAUGAGCGACAUAUCACCGGAAGAUUUGAGCAAAUAUAAAAAAAUGAGGUGGCGAUCCGGAUAUGAAAUAUAUGCCGAUUUCACCCCCAUGACUCCGGAGAAUAUUGUCGUGCCCCAAUCUGACAAUGUGGCUGUGGACUGGUUUGGUACAAGGGGCUGGUUCGACGAGCUUCUGAGCAUCAGCCGCAAACGGUCGGCGCUGAAUGGCGCUGGAUGGCCAGGCAGCAAUCCAGACAAGAUGAAAGAUCAGGAAAGCUAUUCGAACAGCUACUGGGGAGUGGGUUUUGCCGAAUGGGAUAGAGUCGAACAUGAGAGAGGCCGCUCACUGACUCUGCCGGCAAGCGAAACUGCGCGGCUCGAUGGGGAGAUUGUCAAUAUCACCGAUUUAUUGGAUGACGAUCGCGAAAGCUGUGACUGCGAACAAUGCCUCGAGAGCAAACGUCCAGCCUGA
Molecule: messenger RNA, 2223 nt
Organism: Laccaria bicolor S238N-H82
Lineage: Eukaryota; Fungi; Basidiomycota; Agaricomycetes; Agaricales; Hydnangiaceae
Exons: 8
Coding region: 1-2223 (740 amino acids)
Biological process (GO): protein phosphorylation
Molecular function (GO): protein kinase activity; ATP binding
Source: RefSeq, a predicted model, not a curated record